AUGGCAGCAGCAGACCAGGAGGAGAAGAGCAGCAGCAGCUGCACUUUGAAGAGCAGCAGCAGCAGCUCGUUGAAGAAGAGCAGCAGCAGCAGCAGCAGAGAAGAGGAGCAGCAGCAGCAGCAGCUCGUUGAAGAGCAGCAGCAGCACGUUGAGGCGGCGGCGCCGGCCGGGAAGGACGGCGGCAGCAGCGGCCUGGAACGGCGGCGGCCUGGACCAGCAGGCGGCAGCAGCUACCAGGAAGAAGAGGGGAGAGGCUCGAUGAAGAGAGGAGCGGCGGCCGGCGGCGGCCGCGGCGGCGGCGGCGACCAGAGGCGGCGGUGGCGGCUGGGGAACCUAACCCUAGCUCUUAUACCAUGUUAUGAAAUGUCUCUACCAUCAAUGAUUAUAAAGCUCACUUUGGGUUUGCUCUGGUGCAUCAUCCACUUAGCAAUCAGCCUUUUAAGCUUAUGUUCUCAUCUGAUUUUCAAUCUAGAGUGUUGUCUUAUUUCAUCUGGGUUGUUGUGGAAGUACCGGAAUCUCCAACUUGGGAAACUCAAAUACCUCGCUAUCGUGGUAGAUAGCAGAGAAGCUAAGAAUACCGUGAAGAUCAAUCAGCUGUUAUAUUGGCUCAAAACUCUUGGUGUGAAGUAUGUAUGUCUCUACGACAUUGACGGAGUGCUGAAGAAAUUGUUUGAACCUGGUAUGAAUGGCUCAAGAGAUAACAAUCCCGGAGAUUAUUUGGAUGUCAGUGCAAAUAUCAAAGCCUUAGACUGUUGUCAGAAACAGAUGACGAUAGAGUGUAUUUCUGGUUCUGAUGGCAAAGAGGGCAUUGCUAAAGCAGCCAACUUACUUUGCUCCACUUAUUUAAACGGUGAUAGCCAUACUCAAGAGGAUGUCAAAAGUGAAGUGAAUGUAAAAAAUGAGCCAGUAUUUACAGAAACUGACAUGGCCAGUGCACUGAAAUCCAUAGGUUGUGCUGGACCAGAACCUGAUCUUCUACUUGUGUAUGGUCCUGCCAGAUGCCAUUUAGGCUUUCCUACAUGGAGAUUGCGGUAUACUGAGAUUAUGCAUAUGGGACCUCUGAAAUCAAUGAAAUACGGCGCCAUUGUGAAAGCCUUCCAUAACUACUCAAAGAAACACCAAAACUAUGGUAAAUGAGAGCUGCUGAUACUUAUAUACUGAAGACCAGAUUGUUGUGUAGAAAAGCACUCCUGGAAGUGGAAGCUUGACAACUGUUUUGUCUUCCUGUUCGUUAUUAUAAUAGUAGAGGUUAGUUAAGAUCAAGUCGAUACCCAUGUUGUAAUAUCUUUUGGCAAGAUUAGAAGUGUUAUUGAUAGAACAUACGGGAAUGGAUCCCAUUGUAAAGCUUGCCUGGUCAUGAAGAUUAAUGAACCUGCUCCUGAGCGAGCACACAUGGAUUGAUAUCAGCAAUGUUAUGCACCCAAAUCAUGCCAAUCUUUUUGGUUGUGUUUGUACAAC
Triticum aestivum (bread wheat) is the source of this 1458-nucleotide messenger RNA. RefSeq lists its product as uncharacterized. The transcript is spliced from 7 exons. Gene Ontology annotation, cellular component: endoplasmic reticulum membrane; dehydrodolichyl diphosphate synthase complex. Bases 1 to 1137 code for a protein of 378 amino acids. Lineage: Eukaryota; Viridiplantae; Streptophyta; Magnoliopsida; Poales; Poaceae. Gene Ontology annotation, molecular function: ditrans,polycis-polyprenyl diphosphate synthase [(2E,6E)-farnesyl diphosphate specific] activity. The record is from RefSeq and is a predicted model, not a curated record.